CCAUCUUUUUCGGUUCCUCGCGCUCCGUCAGACUCCAACAUGUCCAGACCAAAAGUUUACUUCGAUGUGACCCAGGAGGGAGCUCCGAUGGGCCGCGUGGUCAUCGAGCUUCGUGACGACGUCGUUCCCAAGACGGCCGAGAACUUCCGCGCCCUCUGCACCGGAGAGAAGGGCUUCGGCUACAAGGGAUGCACCUUCCACCGCAUCAUCCCCGGCUUCAUGUGCCAGGGCGGAGACUUCACCAACCACAACGGAACCGGUGGUAAAUCCAUCUACGGAAACAAGUUUGCUGAUGAGAACUUCACCCUGAAGCACACCGGCUCCGGCAUCCUGUCCAUGGCCAACGCCGGACCCAACACCAACGGGUCCCAGUUCUUCAUCUGCACGGCACAGACAACAUGGCUGGACGGUAAGCACGUGGUGUUCGGCCAGGUGGUGGAGGGCAUGGACGUGGUGAAGAAGAUGGAGGCCUGCGGGAGCCAGAGCGGUAAAACCAAAGGCAAGAUCGCCAUCGGAGACUGUGGCCAGCUCUGAAGCUCCAGCACUUAACUCCUGUAGCCCCGCCCCUUUAGUGUAAGCCCCGCCCCCUUUAUUAGUGUCAGCCCCGCCCACCUCACCAUUCUACAUUCCUGAUGAUGGAGAGUCAGCUGAUCCCCCCCCCCACCCCUAAACUCCAAACACCAGUUGUUUUUUUUUACUCCUUGUUGAGAUUCUGUUGCUGCAUUCGUGACUUUUUGCCUUUGAAAGUUUCUUUUGCAUUAACGUUGUUUUUUUUUUUUUUCCACUAAAGUCCCAACAACGGUUUUUAUUUUGAUUUUUUUUUCUGUCAAAGUCAAAAAGAAGAAAAUAAAACUGAAAAGUUGCCUUGACAAUUGAAA
Molecule: messenger RNA, 878 nt
Organism: Scomber japonicus (chub mackerel)
Lineage: Eukaryota; Metazoa; Chordata; Actinopteri; Scombriformes; Scombridae
Gene: ppiaa
Product: peptidylprolyl isomerase Aa (cyclophilin A)
Exons: 4
Coding region: 40-534 (164 amino acids)
Biological process (GO): protein folding; protein peptidyl-prolyl isomerization
Cellular component (GO): intracellular membrane-bounded organelle
Molecular function (GO): peptidyl-prolyl cis-trans isomerase activity
Source: RefSeq, a predicted model, not a curated record